CAUCUCAACUUUCUGAAGCAUUCUAUCCACGACAAAUUCACAGAAGGCAUUCAAACAAUCCUAGCAACGCAGAAGAAGGCACUCACUCACUCGCACAGUGACAGAGUUGCCGCCAUAAAUGAACCAUGAAGCUCCUCUGCAACCCAAUCCACACCUUCCCCUAUAAACCCUUCCCUUCAAUUUCCCUCCACUCAUCCCGCUCCCCUUUCUUUCAUUCAAAACGCGCGCUUCUACCCCAACCCAUCAUCACCACCGCCGCAACCUCAACCACCAGGAAUUGCCGCCGCGGUGUCAUCAAGUCAUCCGCAAGCUCCGAAAUUGACAUGGUGCAAAACAAGCAGGGAAUAUACACGCCGAAGCAGAAGAAGGUUGUGAUCUUGUGGGACCUGGACAACAAACCCCCACGCGGGCCGCCGUACCAGGCGGCCAUGGCGCUGAAACAGCUCGCCCAGCGCUUCGGCGAGGUGGUCGACGCGUCGGCAUACGCCAACCGCCACGCGUUUGUUCAUUUGCCGCAGUGGGUCAUCGAGGAGCGCCGCGAGCGGAAGCAACUGGACAUUUUGGAGCGCAAGGGUGUGGUUACGCCGCCGGAUCCGUACGUCUGCGGCGUCUGCGGGCGGAAGUGCAAGACGAAUUUGGAUUUGAAGAAGCAUUUCAAGCAGCUGCACGAGAGGGAGAGGCAGAAGAAGCUGAAUCGGAUGGGGUCUUUGAAAGGGAAGAAACGCCAGCGUUUUAAGGAGAGGUUUGUUUCUGGGAAUCACAAGUACAAUGAGGCGGCGAGGUCUUUGAUGAAGCCGAAGGUUGGGUACGGAUUGGCGUCGGAGUUGCGGAGGGCGGGGGUUUUUGUGAAGACGGUGGAGGAUAAGCCGCAGGCGGCGGAUUGGGCGUUGAAGAGGCAAAUGCAGCAUUCUAUGAGCCGAGGGAUUGAUUGGUUGUUCUUGGUUUCCGACGAUUCGGACUUUUCGGAUAUGUUGAGGAAGGCUAGGGAGGCCAAGUUGGGGACUGUAGUGGUUGGGGACAUGGAUAGAGCUUUGGGAAGGCAUGCUGAUGUUUGGGUGCCCUGGAUUGGAGUCGAAAAUGGGGAGGUUUCGGAGAAAGAUUUGGUUCCCAGAAGGAGGAUAAGCGAGUUCUUUGAUGGGGAUGAGGAGGAAAAUGGUGAUGGGCUGUUUUCGGAUUUUGGUUUUGAUGGUGGGAGUGGAUUAGACAAUGUGGUUGAUGAACUAGUGAGAAGUUCUCAGUCUGGUGGACUGAGGAUUUCCGCCUUUUCGGAAGGGGAACUGGAAGGAGGAGACUGGGUGGAAGACGAUUCGGAUAGUGAGGAGUAUCUGCUUGAUAGUGAGAAUGAGGAUUCAGAUGAGGAAGAUGGGUUUUUUUGAUAUGGAAAUUUGAUACAACUAGGUGAAAUUGAACAACUAAGCAUUGGGGUGUAUAGGAAUACAUGGGGAGAGGAAGGAUGCAAUACAACUGGUGGUUUACACAAUCGAAAGUGUAUGACCAGGUUUUCGUUCUUCCUCGUACACAAUUCAAAUGUUCCAACUUUCUUUCAUGUCACAUUUAGUUUAGUAUGAAUUCGAUACGAUUGUUUGAUGUUUAAGCUUUUGCAUCCUGCUUAUACUUUAAAAGGCCAUUUUGUGAGUAAUCGGAGAUGAUGCAAUUAUUCCCUUU
Molecule: messenger RNA, 1665 nt
Organism: Malus domestica (apple)
Lineage: Eukaryota; Viridiplantae; Streptophyta; Magnoliopsida; Rosales; Rosaceae
Source: RefSeq, a predicted model, not a curated record